AUGGCCUCUCCAGCACCCUCUACCCCUUCGUUGUCCACCCCAGUUCCUCAGAGCGCAGGAGGAGCAAGCGUCGCAGCUGCUGCACCCGCACGUUCCUCCAGUCAGCGUGAAGCCGGAAACUUGGGCACUUUUGGUGUUAAAUCGGGAUUGGCUCAGAUGCUCAAGGGUGGGGUGAUCAUGGACGUAGUCAACGCCGAGCAGGCUCGCAUUGCCGAAGAGGCAGGCGCUUGCGCCGUUAUGGCUUUGGAGCGGGUCCCGGCUGAUAUCCGCAAGGAAGGUGGUGUGGCCCGCAUGAGUGAUCCCAAAAUGAUCAAGGAAAUCGUCGAUGCCGUGACUAUUCCGGUCAUGGCCAAGGUCCGCAUUGGUCAUUUCGUCGAAGCUCAGAUCCUUCAAGCCAUCGGUGUUGAUUACAUUGACGAAUCCGAAGUCCUCACUCCCGCCGAUGAAGAACAUCACAUCAACAAACACAACUUCAAGGUACCCUUCGUCUGUGGUUGCCGCAACCUCGGUGAAGCUCUGCGCCGGAUCUCUGAAGGAGCUGCUUUCAUCCGAACCAAGGGUGAGGCUGGCACGGGCAACAUUGUCGAAGCUGUCCGACACGAGCGAGCUGUCAUGAGCGACAUCAAGAAGGCAAGCGUUAUGAGCGACGAGGAGCUCUACGUCUUCGCCAAAGAGAUCCAAGCGCCGUUCCAUCUCUUGAAGGAGACUGCUAGGUUGAAGAGGCUUCCCGUUGUCAACUUUGCUGCUGGUGGAAUCGCUACCCCUGCUGAUGCGGCGCUUAUGAUGCAACUCGGUUGUGACGGAGUCUUCGUUGGGUCUGGUAUCUUCCACUCUGGCGACCCUGCCAAGCGUGCACGCGCCAUUGUCCAGGCUGUUACCCACUACAACAACCCUAAGAUUCUGGCCGAGGUUUCUGAAGAUCUGGGUGAAGCCAUGGUCGGACUGACGAUAAGCGACAACAUCGAAGGUGGACGAUUGGCCGGUCGAGGCACAUAA
Molecule: messenger RNA, 996 nt
Organism: Coprinopsis cinerea okayama7#130
Lineage: Eukaryota; Fungi; Basidiomycota; Agaricomycetes; Agaricales; Psathyrellaceae
Product: vitamin B6 biosynthesis protein
Exons: 11
Coding region: 1-996 (331 amino acids)
Biological process (GO): pyridoxine biosynthetic process; pyridoxal 5'-phosphate biosynthetic process; amino acid metabolic process
Molecular function (GO): amine-lyase activity
Source: RefSeq, a predicted model, not a curated record